AUGUCCUACGCUAAAAUCGCUUUAUUCGCUGCUGUCGCUGCUUUGGCUUCCGCCCAAACUCAAGAAGAAAUUGAUGAAUUGAACGUUAUCUUGAACGAUGUCAAGUCUCAUUUGCAAGAAUACAUGAGUUUGGCUCAAGACCCAUCUUCUGGUUUCUCUUUGGCCAAUAUGCCAGCCGGUGUUUUGAACAUUGGUAUGGCUUUGGCUUCCGCCACUGACGAUUCCUACACCACUUUGUACUCUGCCGUUGACUUUGCUGGUGUUAACAAGAUGUUGACCAUGGUUCCAUGGUACUCUUCCAGAUUGGAACCAGCUUUGAAGUCCAUGAUGGGUGAAGCAUCCACUUCCUCCGCUGCUCCAACUUCCACCGAAGCUAAGAGUUCCUCCGCUGCUCCAACCUCUUCUGCUGCCACCUCUUCUUCUGCUGCUGCCACCUCAUCCGCCGCUUCUUCUUCUUCUGCUGCUGCCUCCUCAUCUGCUGCUUCUUCUUCUGCUGCCGCUUCUUCUUCUGAAGCUAAGUCUUCUUCUGCUGCUGCCUCUUCUUCUGCUGCUGCUUCCUCUUCCGCCAAGCAAUCCGCCAGCGUAUCUAGCUCCGCCAAGGCUUCUGCCACUGCUUCUGGUUCUGCCAAGGCUUCUGCCAUCUCUCAAAUCACUGAUGGUCAAAUCCAAGCCACCAAGACCGUUUCUCAACAAACUGAAAAUGGUGCUGCUAAGGCCUUUGUUGGUAUGGGUGCUGGUGUUAUGGCUGCUGCCGCUAUGUUGUUAUAA
Molecule: messenger RNA, 768 nt
Organism: Saccharomyces eubayanus
Lineage: Eukaryota; Fungi; Ascomycota; Saccharomycetes; Saccharomycetales; Saccharomycetaceae
Gene: TIR1
Product: GPI-anchored mannoprotein
Exons: 1
Coding region: 1-768 (255 amino acids)
Biological process (GO): fungal-type cell wall organization
Cellular component (GO): fungal-type cell wall; fungal-type vacuole
Molecular function (GO): structural constituent of cell wall
Source: RefSeq, a predicted model, not a curated record